AUGGCUCACGCCAGACAGUCAGACUUAAACCUUGCAGCUGAACUUGAAAAGCUCAAACUGGAAAAUGAAGAACUUCGGGAGGAAACUGAACUGUUACGUACUAAGGAAACAGAACUUCAACUGCAGGUUGAUAAUUUGUUGGAAGAACUAAGCAGGAAAGAAGCAGAAUGGUGUUCGAAAGAGGAAAAGCUCAUGUUAGAGAUAAAGACUUCUUGUGGUCAAAAGUACCAAAAGUGGAUGGCUCAGACUGAACAGAAGAUUGAAGAACUGCAAGCAGCCAACGAUUUUUUUGUCGAUGGCAGGAGGUGGAUAUUUACCAUUAGCCACCUUCACUUUGGUAAAUAGUUGUCCAUUAGUGCCAGAUCCCCGGC
Stylophora pistillata is the source of this 371-nucleotide messenger RNA. RefSeq lists its product as uncharacterized. NCBI's taxonomy places the organism in Eukaryota, Metazoa, Cnidaria, Anthozoa, Scleractinia, Pocilloporidae. The record is from RefSeq and is a predicted model, not a curated record.